Cercopithifilaria johnstoni is the source of this 231-nucleotide messenger RNA. Lineage: Eukaryota; Metazoa; Nematoda; Chromadorea; Rhabditida; Onchocercidae. The record is from the annotation of a GenBank genome assembly.
AUGAAAGGUCAAGAUGUCACAUGUAUACAAAAUCGAUAUGAUGGUAACGAUGAUGAUGACGAUGAUGAUGACGAUGAUGAUGAUGAUGGUGACGAUGAUGAUGAUAGCGAUGAUGAUGAUGGUAAUAGUGAUGAUGAUUUGAUGAUAAUGAUGACGAUCGUGAUGAUGAUGAUGGUGACGAUGAUGAUGAUAGCGAUGAUGAUGAUGAUGGUAAUAGUGAUGAUGAUUUGA